Messenger RNA from Maudiozyma barnettii, 1527 nucleotides. RefSeq lists its product as uncharacterized. The record is from RefSeq and is a predicted model, not a curated record. The coding region runs from base 1 to 1527 and encodes 508 amino acids. The transcript has a single exon. Gene Ontology annotation, biological process: endoplasmic reticulum inheritance; mRNA transport. Lineage: Eukaryota; Fungi; Ascomycota; Saccharomycetes; Saccharomycetales; Saccharomycetaceae.
AUGACAAGGAUAGGAGAAGACCAUAGAGUGAUGCAGUCUGAUAUGCGCAAGGGGUCACAGAGUUCCUUCUUUGAGGCUGAGAUAGAACAUAUCUUGAACGAGGAUGACGAAGUGACUAUGAUAACGACUGAGAAUGAGAGAGAAGAAUCCCUUAAUAAUAACAAUAAGGAUGAUGAUGAAGCAAAUGAAGAAGAUAAUGAGAAUGAUCAUGAUACUGAUGAUACAAAAUGUGAUUCUGAAACCAUGACUACAACUAGUAAUAAUGCUAUAAGUAAAGAUGGAUUGAAUUUUGGUGCCAAAAAAGAAAAUACUCCUGAUAAUACUAAUACUAGUUAUCUUAAUAAUAUCAAUGCUAACAUAUCAUCAUCUAGUGUCAUUGAAUCCUUGCACGAACAACUUGAUGUAUUAACAAAUACGAAUUUGAAAUUAACAGUUCAAUCACAUAAUCUACUCGAAGAUUUAGAACAUGCCCAAAAGAAAGAAAUUAAAUUAAAUGAAAAUAUUUCACUUUAUAAUCAUGAAUAUGAAAAUUUAAAUUUAAUGUUGCAAAGAAAAGUUAGAAAGAUUCAUAGUACCGAAGAAGAAGUUAAUCAUGCCAAAGAAAAAUUAAUUUUUUUACAAAAUGAAAAUAAAACAUUAAACAAUACAAUUUCUGACAUAUCAUCUGUUGCUAAUGAUAGAAAAUCGAAAAUUAAUAACCUGAAGGAAAAAUACGAUAUAUUAUUGGAUACUCAUGAAAACUAUAAAAGUUUAUGUCUUGAUGAAAUGAAUGAUCUCAGAAACGAAAUUGAACAAUUUAACCAAUCAGUGGUUUCACAUUACAGUAAUCAAUCUGAAUCAAUUGAACCUAAAAUUAUUAAUGAAAAGAUCCAUCAAUUUAAGAAAGAUUCUAUUAUUCUUAAAGAGACGAAUUUGUUGGAUGAAAACACUAUUCUUGAACAUCAAAUCAACACUAUAGCAGAAUCUCAAAAGAUGAAAUUUAUGCUAGAUUUAUUCAAAGUUGGUAUCAAUGUUGCCACACUCUAUAAUAAUCAAUCUGAAGAAACUAAAUUUAGUUUGCCAGAUCAUAUCAAAGAUUCUAAUAUCGCCGAAGCUUUAGAUAAAGAAUUAAAAUCAAGAGAUAAAAAAUCCCAUUUUAAUCCACAUCAAUUAAAACAACUACACGAGAGUCCAUUAUCCAAUAGAUCACCAGGUGAUUUUAGUCCAACUCUCGGAAGAACAAGGUUAACCCCUAUAAUGAAAUCGAGUUCACGUACCAAUUCAAUUGCUAACUCAAAUCCUAUGUCAAGCCCAGGAAAUAGCAACAAUAAUAAGAAUAGACGUAGUUUUUACUCAUCGAUGAGUGGAGGCCAACUACCAGGGACUCGUAUUGGAUCAAAUAGUACUUUACCUGGUAUGAGAAAGACCUCCAAAGAAAAGAAUACAUUUCCCUUAGCUUCAAGUGAACGAACUAAUAGAUCACCAUCUGAAACUAUCAAUCCAUUUACCAAUAGAGCCUCCAAACAACUUGAACAAAGGAACCGAUAA